Vicia faba (fava bean) is the source of this 969-nucleotide messenger RNA. The record is from the annotation of a GenBank genome assembly. Lineage: Eukaryota; Viridiplantae; Streptophyta; Magnoliopsida; Fabales; Fabaceae.
AUGAGAAGAGCUUACUCUGUUUUACUUCACAGAAACCUCGCCGCCGCUCGCCACGGCUCCGCCACCUCCAUCGCCGUCACUAACCGUUUUCUCCAGGCCACUCUUUACGGCACCACCGCCGGUUCAUCUCCGUCCAACCGGCGUUGGUUCUCUUCCGUCCUCGCCGCCGUCGCCGGGACGACUAUCGGCGUCAGCGGUCUGAUCGCGGCUAACUCUGCCUCUCAGGAAGUGCUAGCUAAGGAACGUCCUCCGUCAGAUGCUCUUCCUAGCGACGUCGUUCUUUAUCAGUAUGAGGCUUGUCCUUUCUGCAACAAAGUGAAAGCAUUUUUGGACUACUAUGAUAUACCAUACAAGGUUGUGGAGGUCAACCCUCUUAGCAAGAAAGAAAUCAAAUGGUCCGAGUAUCAGAAGGUGCCAAUUAUAAUGGUAGAUGGCGAGCAGCUAAAUGACUCGUCAGCUAUAAUUGACAAGCUCGGAGAAAGGAUUCUAUCUAAGAAGAAGGCAGAUUCAACCUCUGAGGAUGAUGAAGAGACCAAAUGGCGGCGGUGGGUUGAUAAUCAUUUGGUACACGUUCUGUCACCUAAUAUAUAUAGAAAUACCUCUGAAGCUCUAGAGUCCUUUGACUAUAUCACGAGCAAUGGCAAUUUUAGCUUCAUGGAAAAAAUUUCGGUGAAGUAUGCUGGGGCUGCAGCUAUGUAUUUUGUGUCGAAGAAGCUAAAGAAAAAAUAUAACAUUACUGAUGAGCGUGCUGCUCUUUAUGAGUCAGCAGAAACAUGGGUAGAUGCUCUGAAUGGCCGCGAGUUCCUUGGAGGGUCUAAGCCUAACUUUGCCGAUCUGGCUGUCUUUGGGGUUCUAAGGCCCAUACGCUAUUUGAGGUCUGGUAAGGAUAUGGUGGAGCACACACGUAUUGGUGAGUGGUACACAAGAAUGGAGAUCGUUGUGGGAGAGCCUUCCAGGAUUAAAGCCUAA